Molecule: messenger RNA, 695 nt
Organism: Talaromyces proteolyticus
Lineage: Eukaryota; Fungi; Ascomycota; Eurotiomycetes; Eurotiales; Trichocomaceae
Exons: 1
Coding region: 94-558 (154 amino acids)
Source: RefSeq, a predicted model, not a curated record
GGCAGAACGAGCAGAGGGGCAGCAGGACAGGGAGAAUUAGAGAGCAGGCAGGUGGGAGAUGACAGAGGCUAGAGUAGCAGAGGUAAGUUGUUGAUGCGCACAAGAUGGCACAAGAGGGCACGAGAAUUGGAUGGGCCACUUACUUGGUGGUGGUUAGCUGCAAUGGUAGGCAGGGUUAUUAUUGGCGAGACCGACAACGACAGCUUUCUCUCUCAGCUCAGUCUGAGUCUAGUGAGCAGGCUCUCUCUCUCACACGAAAAAGAAGAAUCGUCGGGGAUCGAGCAGCGACUAGCGAGGCCGGGACAACAGCUGGGGUGGGCCGGGCGUCUCGUUGAGCAACGCCGAGCAGGGGCGGUGGGGGCCUCCCUUUUUCUGUCGAUUGAUUCAAUCAAUCAGUCAAUCCGGUGGGAACGGCGGCAAGCUGUUGGGGGGAUGCAAGAUUCAAUCAUUAUCGUAUUCAUUAUUAUCUCCCCCGUACACACCGAGGCACGGCUACAACUGCAUUAUCUCGCAGAUAUCUCGGGACUCCACGCGCCUUGCGAGGCACCGGCACAGUGAUGGCUACGAAACGGAUCACGAAUAGAAAAAGAGCAAAUAUUGGCCGGGUCCACGUCGAGAUAAAAAAUAUACGGGCCCUUCCUCGGCCACCGGCGAUCCAUUUUUGAGCAGGCAUAGAAUUAUAAUAAUAAGACGAC